Messenger RNA from Thrips palmi, 543 nucleotides. RefSeq lists its product as uncharacterized. The transcript has 5 exons. The record is from RefSeq and is a predicted model, not a curated record. Bases 1 to 543 code for a protein of 180 amino acids. NCBI's taxonomy places the organism in Eukaryota, Metazoa, Arthropoda, Insecta, Thysanoptera, Thripidae.
AUGAAUAGGAACGAGUGGUACACAGGUAGUGGCACUGUUGCUGUCUUCAUUUCACUUGGCCAUCUGAAGGCUUUUGCUGGAAGUCUGGGCAUGAGCAGAAAGAGCAAAAUAGACUUUCGGAACAGUUCUGUGCGCAAUGGGUUCCAGUCGGAAUCUUUUGAGGUGUGCCAGGGCGGCUGGUACGGCGCGGGCUGCGCGCUGCGGUGCGGCCAGUGCGUGGGCGGCUGCGACCCCUACACCGGCGAGUGCCUGCAGGGCUGCCUGCCGGGCUUCGUCGGCGCCUCCUGCCAGCAAGAGCUGGUGCACCUGGUGUCGGCGCCCAACGUGUCGUCCGUGACGGCGCACUCCGUGUCGGGCUGGGUGCGCCUGGAGGGCAACACGGCGGGCGGCGGCGAGGCGCGCCACCUGGCGCUGCAGUACCGCGUCCCCGGCGGCCCCUGGACGGCCGGGCCCGUGCUGCCGCCGUCCUCCGCGGCCUUCUCGCUGGACGGGCUGCCGGCCGACGCCGUGCUCGCACCAAUAUGUCUCAUGCUGCCACUUUAG